GCGGAUGAAGAAGAGAAGGACGAAGAGGAGGGAAACGAGGAGGACGCGACACCCAAACGGGUAGAAGCACAAGGGGAAGAGGCCAGAUCCGCGGCCCUUGCAUCAUCCCAUCUAGUCUCCUGCCAGCCUCCCCCUCCUUCCCUUCGCAUUGUCACCCUCCCUCCCUCCCACUUCCUCCUCCCCGGCCUUGUCGACACCCACCUCCACGCCCCUCAAUUUGGCUACACGGGCACCGCCACCCAUUUGCCGUUGCUGGAAUGGCUGAACCGGUACACUUUUCCCUCCGAGGCUCGGCUCGCCAGCGAUUUGUCCUACGCCCAGUCCCUCUACCGCUCCCUCCUUGACACGGUGGUAGGGCAGGGUACCACCACGGCCCUCUACUUCGCCAGCAAGGACCUGGCUCCCACCAAGCUACUGGUCGACCUGAUCCACGCCAAGGGGCAGCGCGGUUUCGUAGGGAAGGUGAACAUGGACAGGCAUGCGCCCGAGGACUACUGUGAGGCGUCCGCCUCCGCCUCCUUGGCAGCGACGGAGGCGUUCCUCGACUACGUGCUGGACGUGGUGGCUUCCCCGUUGGUCCGCCCGGUCUUGACCCCACGCUUCCUCCCCACCUGCUCCGACGCCUUACUCCAAGGGCUGGGUGCCCUGGCGCGCAAAUAUGCAGGAAGGGAAGGAGGGCGGGAAGGAGGGCGGGGUGGGUCGACACCCGGUUUACACAUCCAGUCCCACAUCAGCGAGAGCGCGGACCAGGUGGCUUUCAACCAUCGUCUGGCCGAGCACCACCAAGGAGAGUCUCGGGACCUUCCUGUCUUCGAACGGUGCGGGCUCCUCACCCCGCUGACCGUCUUGGCUCAUGGUAUCCACCUCUCCCCCUCCGAGCUCGCCAUCCUGGCGCGUAGGGGGGCCGGCCUCGCCCAUUGCCCCCUCUCGAAUUUCUUCUUCGGACACGGAGUACUCCCCGUGCGGAAGGUUCUAGAAGCCGGGGUCAAGGUCGGUUUGGGCACUGACGUGGCAGGAGGGUACUCGAGCUCCAUGCUGUCGGCGAUCCGGUCCUGCGUGUUGGCCUCGCGGGCCCUGGAGGACGGGGAAGCCCUGUGGCUUGCGACGAUGGGGGGGGCGGAAUGUCUGGGCUUGGAGGAGGAGGUGGGUUCAUGGGCGGUGGGGAAAGCCUUCGACGCAGUCCGGGUAGAUGUGAAGAAGGGAGGGGCAGUGGUGGUGCUGGAGGGUGGGGGAGACAGUGCAGAGGACCUGGUGGAAAAAUGGGUGAAUAACGGGGACGACAGGCAUGUCCUUGAGGUGUAUGUGGUAGGGAGGGAGAUCAAGCACGGGGGGUGGGAGGGAGGGGGCGGCGGGGCGGGGAAGGGGCGAUCAAAGACACAGAAAUAA
Molecule: messenger RNA, 1386 nt
Organism: Nannochloropsis gaditana CCMP526
Gene: GUAD
Product: guanine deaminase
Exons: 2
Biological process (GO): guanine metabolic process
Cellular component (GO): cytosol
Molecular function (GO): guanine deaminase activity; zinc ion binding
Source: RefSeq, a predicted model, not a curated record